CCAUGCACUGUGCGGUUUUUCCCCAGCGGUUUCCUAACAGAUGCAGGUGUGUCAGGAAAGAGGUGUUCCUUCAUUUUUCUGAUCUGUGCACCAGGGCCGUCUGGCAGCAGCGGUCUCGUAGGGACCAGGGAAGGAUUUAAUGAGGGAAGGAGCUCCGGGGAAGGGUCGUAGGAGUGGCAGUCUGCGUUGGACACGCUGGGGCUCCAGCUUGCAGCUCCUGCUUGAGCAUCCAUGAGGAUGGGAUUCACGAAGAUGCCCCCAAACCAACCCGGCUACGUGUGGGAAGCUGCUGAUGAGACAAGCAGUGUGGCCAGCAGGGGCCUCUGGCAGGCAGCCGUGUGAGCAGCUGAGCUGUGGGAACCAAGGGAGGGUCAACAGCAGGGAUGCUCAGCUGGCUAUCACCUGACCUGGAGGGUGUGUGUGUGUGUGUUUGUUUUAUCUCAAAGGCAGAGUUGGAGCGGGAGAGACAGAGAUCUUUCAUUUACUGAUUCAUUCCCCAAAUGCCCACCACUGCCCGAGCUGGGCCAGGCUGAAGCCAGGAGACAGGAACUUCAUCUGGGUCUCCUACAUGGGUGGCAGGAGCUCAAGCACUUGGGCUGUUUUCCACUGACCUGGGAACUUUUAAGUUGAUUAAAAUCGGGUCAGGGCUGUGGCAUAGCUGGUAAAGCCACCAACUGCAACUCCAGCAUCCCAUGUGGGCGCCGGUUCAAGUCCUGGCUGUUCCUCUUUCAAUCCAGCUUCCUGUAAAUGGCCUGGGAAAGCAGCAGAUGAUGGCCCAGCUACCUGGGCCCCUGCCACCCAUGUGGGAGAGCUGGGAAAAGCCCCUGGCUCCUGGCCCCUGAUUUCAGGCAGGCUCCAUGCUGGCUGUUGCUGCCAUCUGUGACAUGAACCAGCAGAUGGAAGAUUGCUCUCUGUAGCUUUGACUUUAAAAAUAAGUAAAUAAUUUUUUUUGGAAAAAUCAGCUCAAAACCUGUAUAAUUUAGGACCAGUUUUGUAGUUCAGCAGGUUAAGCUGCCUCUUGCGACACCAGCAUCUCCUGUCCGUGUCAGUGUGAGUCUUUCUGCCUUCUGUCGAGCUCCCUGCUCGUGUAUCUGGGAAGGCAAUGGAAGAUGACCCAAGUACAUGGGCCUCUGCUACCCAUGUGGGAGAUCAGGUGGAGCUCCUGGGUUUGGCCUGUUGCAGCCAUCUGGGGAGUGAGCCAGCAGAUGGAAGAUAUCUCACUUUGCCUUUCCAAUAAUAAAUAGAUCAUUUAAAAAAUUUUUAAAUAGAAAAGUGAGAUCAUUUGGCAGAGGUAAAAAAUUGGCCACAACUAGACUGAGACACUGAUUCUUUCUGGAUGUAAUUCCCUGGCACUGCUCUGAGCCUCGCCGCCUCUGUUGAUGAGGAAUUGUUAGAAAUGAGGAAGGAGGAACAGCCGAUCGAGAUUUUUCAUGCCUGUGUGGUCUGAGGGACUGGAAGAACGGAAUUGCCAUCUUUGCUGAGUGGCGCAGCCUUGGUGCAGACGGGUGAGCAAAGGCACCUUGUACACCACACCAGCACCUGUGGGUGGGCCUGGUGGGUUCUGUGUCAGCCGAUUCUGGCUUCUACUCUGGGGACUCCUAGCUGUCACCCUGCAAACAGGUGAUGUCCCCACUCAGAGCGUCAUUUUCUUGCUGAGUAAAAAGGAACCCCUCUGUGUUUGUGCAGGGUGAGUAGAACCGACCCAGAGUGCUUGGAGCUGGCAGUGUUCCGGGUUUUGGAAUAUUUGCGUGGACCUGUGUUGUCUUGGGAUCCAGAUCUAAACGCAAGACUCAUUAUUUUUUGGUGUACACCUCAUACACAGAGCCUGAAGGGGAUUUUAUGCAGAUUUUUAAAUAUACAAUAUUUUUAGUGCAUCUGUGUUUGGAAUGUGACCUGUCACAGGAGGUUCAGUGUGGAAUUUCUCACUUGUGGCUGUCAACAUUUGUAUUCAAAAAAGUAUUGGAUUUUAGCUUCCAGAUUUUUUUUUUUAAAUUAUUUAUCUGAAAGGCACAGUUAAAGAGAGAGGGAGAGACAGAUCUUCCAUCCACUGGUUCCCUCCCCAAAUGGCUGCAGCAGCCAGGCCUGGGCGGGCUGAAGCCGGGAGCUUAUUCUGGGUCUCCCACAUGGGUGCAGGAGUCUAAGCACUUGGGCCAUCCUCUACUGCUUUUCCAGGCCAUUAGCAGGGAGCUGGAUCAGAAGUGGAGCAGCUGGGACUCGAACCAGCCCCCGUAUGAGUGCCAGCAUCACAGGUGGUGGCUUUACCCACUAGGUCCCAGUGCUGGCCUCUAGAUUCCAGAUUUCAGGGUUAGCGGUGCUCAACCUGUACUCAGUACAGCCACCACCAGGCACUUCCCAAGAGUCACGUCAGCAGGGAUUUACUGAGUACUGGCAUGUGAAUCUAACACACAUGUACACGUAAGAUGCUAAACGCUGUUCCAGAGACGGUGUACAAUGGCAAAACCGAAAAGCCAGCUUCAGAUACUGUAUUCUGAUGAGGGAGAGGCGGUGAUCAAGGAGAGCCCAGUAGGCCGCUGUCCUGCCGACAGCCCAUGUUGGAGUCCCAACUGCUCUGCUUCCCAUCCAGCUCCCUGCUAAUGCACCUGUGAAAGCAACAGAAGAUGGCCCAAGUGUUUGGGCCCCUGCACCUAGGUGGGAGACCCAGAUGGAGCUCCUGGCUCCUGGCUUCAGUCCAGCUGUGGCAGGCAUUUGGGGAGUGAACUAACAGGUGGAAGAUCUGUCUCUCCCUAUGGCUCUAACUCUUUCUAACAAAUAAAUGUAUCUUCAAAAAGAAAAGCCUCUGAGAAGGGUCCCUGGAGCAGAGCUGUUUUGCUUUUGAUGUCUGCGUGCUUAGCUGGGCGUUGCUCAGGGCCUGUCUCCUCAGACUCCUCCCUGGCCCCAGGCCUGCGUGUCCAGCCUUUGAAACAAGCAUGGGCUGGCCAGGCCCGGGGCAAGGCCUGAGGGGAAGGCGGGGGCUCUGGAAACUGGGCUUGCAGCACAGUGUGGAGGUGAGAGGUGAGUACCAUGCGACACCGCUUCCUCCUCCUGACCUUGGGCCGUGGCUUGCUUUUCUCCUCAGCCUGAAAGCUGAAGGGGAAGCAUCCCAGAGAGCGACUGGCAAGCACCUGGAGCGGAGGUGCUGCAGAGCAGCCCGCCCGGGGAGGGGUGGGAAAAGCGCCAGGGUCCUGGGGUGGGCGAAGGCUGUGAGGGCCGGGAUGAAAGCCCCGGGUGCCAGUGCUGGGGCUCAAGAGAAGUGUGCCGUUCCGUGUCCUGCUUGUGUGGCCGGAGUACAGAAAGGGGGUGUGGGGGUUGCCAUGGCUGCCUUGGUCCCGUAUGAAGUUUGGAUAUGGACAGGUGGCCUCCAGGGUGGGUGCUGCUGGUCUCCACUCUGCACUGUCCACACCUGGGGUGUCUUCAAGUGUGAGCUGGACCCAGUGACCUGCCUCGUGAAUGCAGGGUUCCCCCUUACCUGCAAGGGGAUACCUCCCAUGGACCCCCCCCCACACACACACCUGGAACCAGACAGCCCCGGGUCCUGGUGGGGCGCCUUCUAAUUUUGGCUGGGACUGGCGCUCUGGGGUGCAGCAGCGAAGUUAGCAUGGCUUGCCCCCUUCUCACUCUCACAGGUGGGUUUGUUCUGCCCGGGAUCACAGCAACCUCGCGAGCAAUGCUCUUACUGAGAACUUGACCUUCCGUUAAGUGAAGCCCUUGACAGCUGCUCUCCUGCGUAUCCGAGUUGCCAGCUUUGCGGCUGUUGUACUUGGGGCCAUGGUUUUAUGGAGUCCCAGGAACACAAGCACCAUAGCACACAUGGCUCAGGUCCACUGCACCAGGGGAUGCCUCACUUUCUGGGCAGGGUGGGACAGGAUGACUUGAGAUUUCAUGCUAUUCAGAAUGGCAUGCAACUUAAAACUUAGGAAGUAUUUAGUUCUGGAGUUUUCCAUCUCAUAUUCUCAGACCACAGGUAAGUGAAGGCUGCAGAUAAAGGUGUGUGGUGGGGGGGACUACUGGGUAGCAAAAAUGGUGGGAUGUCCUUUCUAGGAUAAGAUUACAAAGAUGCAGCCGGUGCCGCCGCUCUCCAGAAUAAUCCUCCGCCUGUGGCGCCAGCACCCCGGGUUCUAGUCCCGGUUGGGGCACUGGAUUCUGUCUCGGUUGCUCCUCUUCCAGUCCAGCUCUCUGCUGUGGCCUGGGAAGGCAAUGGAGGAUGGCUCAAGUGCUUGGGCCCUGUACCCACAUGGGAGACCAGGAGGAAGCACCUGGCUCCUGGCUUUGGAUCGGUGCAGCGUGCCAGCCGUAGUGGCCAUUUGGGGGGUGAACCAAUGGAAGGAAGACCUGUCUCUCUGUCUAACUCUGCCUGUCAAAAAAACCAAAAAAGAUUACAAAGAUGCUUCUGUCCUGCUUGGUGGGAAGCCAGCCACCGUGUCGUGUGCUUUCUGAAGACGUGUGUGGCAAGGAGCCAAGGAAGCUUCCCACCAACAGUCAUUGCGGACAGAGGUCCUCAGUCCAGUUCCCACAGGCGACUGAGCCCUUCCAGCACUUGCCCGAAUGACUUUGGGACUGGAUCCUUCCCCGGUCCAGCCUUCAAGUGAGGCUGCAGCCCUGUGGGGACACUGGGCACAGGCAUCCAGCUAAGCUACACCGGGAUUUCUGGCCCACAGGAAAGAGGGUAAUGUUGGUUUUAAGUUACUACAUUGUGGGAUGACUAAUGCAGCAGUAGAUAAAUGCAUUGACUCUGGGAAGUGAAGCCACUUCUACCCCUUUGUGAUUUCAUCAACAUUAGGGGCCAUAGUCCCCACAGCUAAUUAUUUUGUUCUUUCUAAAUAUCCGGCAGGUGCGCGCGCGGAGGGGUGGGGUGCAUUGUGGUGCAGUUGCCAUCUGCAGCACCCACACCCCAGCUCCCAGCUGCUCUGCUUCCAAUCCAGCUCUGCUAAUGUGCCCAGGAAAGCAGUGAAAGGUGGCUCAAGUAGUUGGGCCCCUGCCAGCCCUGUAGGAGACCUGGAUUGAGUUCCUGGCUCCUGUAUCUGUUUCUCAUCACUCUUCUCUUUAAAUAAAUUAAGAAGAUAAAUGUUUAUUUGGAAGGCAGAGUUAGAGAGAGUUCUUUGAUCUGCUGGUUCAUUCUAAUGGCUGCAGUAGCUCGGGCUGGGCCAUGCUGAAGCCAGGAGCUUCAUUCUGAGUCUCCUACAUGGGUGGCAAGCACUUGGACCAUCUUUGGCUGCUUCCCCAAGUGCGUGAGCAGGGAGCUGAGUUAGAAGUAGAGCAGCUGGGACAUUAACCGGCGCCCAUAUGGGAGGCUGGUGUUGCAGGUGGUAGCUUAAUCUGCUGUGCCACAACUCUGGCCCCAGUAAGUGAAUCUAAAAAAAUACCCUGGGGUGAAGUCAAUGAUGUGGCUUAUUGGACUAAGCUGCUACCUGCAGCGCCAGCAUCCCAUGUGGGCGCUGGUUCAAGUCCCGGCUGUUAAGCUUCUGAUCUAGCUCCCUGCUAAUGUGCCUGGAAAAGCAGCAGAUGGCCCAAGUUCUUGGGCCACUGCACCGACAUGGGAGACCUGGAAGAAGCUCCUGGCUUGGCCCAGCCCCAGCCAUUGUGGCCAUUUGGGAAGUAAACCAGCAGAUAAGACUCUCCCUCUCUAUCUGUAACUCUGCAUUUCAAAAAAAAUACACAUAUCUGUGGGGCAGGUGUUUGGUGCAGUGGUUAGGGCACUGCUUGGGUUGCCCACACCCACCUCAGAAUGCCUGGGUUGCAUUUCCAGCUUUGCUUUUUUGAAUCCUGCAUUCUUACUAAUGCACACUUGGGAGGUAGCAAGUGAUGGCUUAAGUACUUGGGUCUCUGCCACCCACUGGGGAGACCUGGAUUGACUUUCUUUUUAACUAUGUAUUUACUUGCAAGGCAGUUUUAGAGAGGGAGAGACAGUAAGUUCUUGCAUCUGCUGGUUCACUCGCCAAAUGGCUGCAAGUGCCAGAGCUGGGCGGGUUCCAGGACUCCCACACAGGUGCAGGGGCCCAAGCACUUGGGCCACCCUCCACUGCUUUUCCAGGCCUUAGCAGGGAGUUGGAUUAGAAGUGGAGCAGCCGGGACUCAAACCGGAGCCCUUAUUGGAUGCUGGCACCACAGGCAGCAGCUUUACCUGCUGUGCUCCUGGCUUCAGCCUCGCCCAGCCCUUAAUGUUUCAGCAGCUGGAAGAUCUCUCUCUUCUCUGUCUUUCAAAUAAAAUGAAAAUAAAUAAGAAGUUAUUAAAAAGUUUUGUUUGCUGGCUCUUUUCUCCCCACCAGAGGCCUUGGUCUCUCAUUCCUUGAGGAAUCUACAGUUUCUGGAUCAGGAUCUAGCACCUUGUACACACUCAUUAAAUAUUUAUUGAUUAAAGGAAUAAUUUCUAAAAAUUUUCUAAAGUGGAGGGUUCUGGGACAAGUGUUUGGGAUGCCUUCAUUCCAUAGCAGAUUGCCUGGGUUCAGACCCGUCUCAGCUCUGCUCCCAAUUCUAGCUUCCUGCUAAUGUGCACCGUGGUGAUGACUGGAGUGCUUGGGUCUCUGCCCUCCACAUGCGAGACCUGGAUUGGUCCCUAGCUCCUGGUAUCAGCCGGGGCUGCCCUCUGCUGUUGCAGGCAUUUUGGGAGUGAACCAGUGGGCGGGGGCCCUGUCUGCCUCUCAGAUGGAUAAAGGAAAAACGUAAUGGGAAGUUCAAACUGAGGCCGGACCCUGGAACUCUCAUGGGUGGCAGGGACCCAGGUACUGUGCCUCUCAGGAUGCGUUAGGUUGUGAGCAGGGCAGCCUGGGCUCAAACUGCAGUCGUGUGUGGGGUGCAGGCGUCCUCAGCAGUGACUCAGCUCACUGGGCCACAGCACCUGCUCCUCAGAUUCUCUUUAAGGUUCAUUUAUUGAUUUUGACAGUCACAGGGCCCAAGAACUGGGCCGCCAUCUGCUGUUACUAGCGUGGAGCGGCCAGGACUUGAACCAGCGUCGAUAUGGGAAGCUGGCCUUGUGGGCAGCAGCUCAACCCCUGCUCCGCAGCGCCAGUCCCUCUCUGGUCUUUUCAAGUCUAGAGGACUUCUUGUUCCCUCUCUCCGGCAGCUUACUGCUUAUCUAGUUGCAAUAAUCUGAUCUUGUGUCCAGACCAUCCCUGGGAGUGCUUUGUCCUCCAGGUCCCCUGCAGAUCCCUUGAAUGGGCUCUUAUUUAACCCCUUCAGGAGCUCCAUGAGGUCAGAGAGCAAGGUGCUGGGUGUCCCCACCCCCUCGGUCCCUUUGCCAUAUGAAAAGGGGAGUAGUAGCCCCUCCUCCACUUGCGUUAAUAAGAUGUAUGUGGUGAACACUGUCACGGUUCACUUUCACUGUCUUCCCCAUUUUGCAGAGGAGGAAGGCGGGGCUCUGAGAGGGGCAGGGGUUGGCCCAGGCAGGGUGAAUAGUGAGCUGGCUGGGCUGCCAGCGGCCCUGAGGCCCCAUGGAGUUGUCACUCAGUGCUGGGAGCUGCGGCCCUUGUCCUCAAAGGGCUGCCUUGUUCUGCCCCCAGCACGGGAAAUUCCAAGUGGUUUUCCAAACUGGCUUCUCUGGUUCUGUCCCUGGAGGGAGCAGCAGAGGGGCCUGGGUACCCUAAGCGAGAUUCCUGGGAGGAUGGGAUUGAGUCCAAGCUGAGGGGGACGCUGUCACCUGGACUGACCUGGGCAGCUGAGGGCCUAUCUGGGCCUUUCCGUGAGCCAGCAGCCCUCACCCCGUCUUUGAAAUGGUUCUGGCUGGGUGGCGGCCUCUAGGUGGUAUGGGUAAAAUUGGGUCUGGUUUAAGGCGGGGUCAACACAGAGAACACAGGUCUCCUUGUGUUGCUGGCCAGAGGGAGAGCAAGAGCACACCAGAGACCACUUCUCCCCUUGGUUGCUCUCGCUCAUGGCCGUGAUGGCUCGGUCCCUGUCCCCGGUGCUCCUCGGUGUCAUCGUCGUGCUGUCUGCCACCCCAGGGCCUAGUGCGGGGGACCGCCCCAUGCCCAAGCUGGCCGAGCGGAAGCUGUGUGCCGAUGAGGAAUGCAGCCACCCCAUCUCCAUGGCUGUGGCUCUUCAGGACUACGUGGCCCCCGACUGCCGCUUCCUGACCAUAUACCGGGGCCAGGUGGUAUAUGUCUUCUCCAAGCUAAAGGGCCGCGGACGCCUCUUCUGGGGAGGCAGUGUUCAGGGAGAUUACUACGGAGACCUGGCUGCUCGCCUAGGCUAUUUCCCCAGUAGCAUCGUUCGCGAGGACCGGACUCUGAAACCCGGGAAAAUUGAUGUAAAGACAGAUAAAUGGGAUUUCUACUGCCCGUGAGUGCAGCCCGCCGCGAUGCCCGCUGUCUUCCCUCCUUGGCUUGUGUGCAAAUACAUCGGCCGAGCGCAAA
This is a messenger RNA of Oryctolagus cuniculus (rabbit), 8342 nucleotides long. It is a transcript of the gene MIA, whose product is annotated as MIA SH3 domain containing. The record is from RefSeq and is a predicted model, not a curated record. NCBI's taxonomy places the organism in Eukaryota, Metazoa, Chordata, Mammalia, Lagomorpha, Leporidae. Gene Ontology annotation, biological process: extracellular matrix organization. Gene Ontology annotation, molecular function: protein binding.